Ipomoea nil (Japanese morning glory) is the source of this 914-nucleotide messenger RNA. Its product is annotated as stress enhanced protein 2, chloroplastic-like. The coding region runs from base 107 to 703 and encodes 198 amino acids. Gene Ontology annotation, biological process: cellular response to high light intensity. Lineage: Eukaryota; Viridiplantae; Streptophyta; Magnoliopsida; Solanales; Convolvulaceae. The transcript is spliced from 2 exons. The record is from RefSeq and is a predicted model, not a curated record.
UAUAAUACAUUCCUUCCAGAAAUAGAAUCCACUCAGUCAAUCCUGCCCUGCCCGCACCAUCUUCUCCAUCUCUCUUAGCUUUGUUUUCUCCGAUCCGAUCCGAUCCAUGGCCUUGGUGCCUCGCCCGGUGGUCUGUGAGUUGAAGUCGCAGGCACCGCCGCGUCUGCUCCAGAAGGCGGAAGCGGCUUCCGUUCCCAAUUAUAAUAAUAAGGUGAGAGUGGCGGUGGAGGGGAAAAUUGUGUUACAGCCACGGAUGUGUACUUUGAGAUCGUUUGGGUCUGAUCCCGUCGGAGUCAUCAAGACCAAGACCGGUUCCGUGGCCGCCGGAGACGACGACGAGGAGGUCUCCCCGUUUUUCGCAACGCUGUCGGAUUACAUAGAGAGCUCCAAGAAAAGCCAGGAUUUUGAGAUCAUUUCCGGCCGUCUCGCCAUGAUAGUGUUUGCAGCGACGGUGACGACGGAGGUUGUGACCGGAAAUUCAUUGUUCCGGAAGAUGGAGUUACAGGGGAUCGCUGAAGCCGCGGGGGUUUGCUUAGGAGCCGUGAGUUGUGCCGCCAUUUUUGCCUGGUUUUCCAGCGCCCGUAGCAGAGUGGACCGGAUCUUCUCGCUGGGCUGCAACACCCUCAUCGAUUCGCUCAUCGAUCAGAUCGUCGACGGUAUCUUCUACGACACCGAUCACAAUGAUUGGACUGACGAAAUCUGAAAACUUCAAACAAAAUUUACCAGUCUCCGGUGAUAGCUGCGCGCGCUGCGCUACGGUGUUCCUUCAUCACCCAAUUCAAAACCUCUUUUGAUAUGAUGGAUGGAUUCCAUCCUCACCCAAAGCCCCCGUAAACUAAAGCUGUAUGUAUGUUUGGCGUAAAAUUUUGCUAUUAAUUAUACAAAUAGAAGCUUAUAGUACUCCUGCAUGCUUU